CCAAGAAGUAUGGAAGAAGAAGCAAAUCUCCACAGUUGUACAAAACUGCAGCUCACUCUUGGUUGGAUGUUUCUUCAUAUAUAAUGGUAAAGAAUUGUGUGUGCAUGUAUAUAUGUGUGUAUAAGAUAACACAGGCACUAAAAACGGCAGCCCAACAAGAGGGAACGAACAAAUAUGUGCGAGGGAGUUCUCGCUGAAGGCACAGUCAGUCAGUGUCAGUCAAGAGAGUGGUCACCAUUCUCUUCUUCAUAUCGUCCCUUUCUUUCUCUUUUACUUCCUUUCUUUCAUCUCCUCAAGGAUCAUCUCUCUUCCGACUUAUUUAUGCCACAAGUGCUUCACCUCAAAAGUUUAUCAUUUCCUUUCUUUUUUUUUUAUGUGUAUGUAUUUUUUCCACCCUCAAGUCCACGACAUGACAUAUUCAUUGUCACCAAAUUCGGGGUUUUUUUUUUAAUACGCGAAUAAUCGUGAAACAAAAAUUGUCAUUUCUUUAGUGACAGAAGAAAAAAAGUUGCUUAAAUAAUAAAAAUGUUUAUAAACAGUGAAAUAAAAAUUUAAUUACAGUGUAAUUGUAGUGCGAAAAACAUUUAAAAAUUACUUCAGUUUUGAAAACAAUUAACGAACGAAAUAAAAAAAAAAAUAUUCGCAUUAUCUUUCAGAACUCGUGGAAUAUGAUAAAAGAAGCUAAAAGACAACCACAUACGAUUAAUAGUUGGAAGAAUAUUUUUAGUUAGAAAGUAAAAUUAAAAAGAAAAAAAGCUCGUUCAAUUGAAAUAAAGACAAUAAAUCAUUAAUUGCGCGUGUACAAAGAAGUGUAUUAUAAAAAGAAUGAAAAAAAGUGAUAAAAAAAUAAGAAACAUAAUAUUAAUUAUGUGUUAAUGAAAUAUAAUGAGGGUGAGAGAGAAAAGGCAAGAUUAAAAUAUAAUAAACGACACGUUUGAAAAUUAUUUAAAAAAUGAUGAGUAAUAUUUAACAACAUUGCUAUAUAUAUGUUUAAUUAAUUUUGCCGCGAGUGAAAAUGUUAUUAUUAUGUACCCUAUUAUCACUUACAAGUCAAGGAAUUUAUAUAUACAAAUAUAGCGAGGAGGAAUGUUGAUUAUUCAUGUUUACCAGACUAAGAGAGAGAGAGAGAGAGAGGAAAAUUCUAUUUUACCCGUUUUUUCCCUCAAUAGAUUUGUUCCUCUCUUUUGGAUCAAAAGAAACUGCAACCGCAUCAGAAUAUAAAAGUGUGGAUGAAGCUUUCACGUUUAAAUAAAUAUAUAUAUACACAAAUUAACACCAAGAUGAUAAUGAUCUCUGUGUCGGUGAAAAGUGGCGGCAAAUAAAUUUUAUAUAUAUGUGAGGUGAAAAAGUGCUAAACGAUUAGCGAUUUAACGUGCUUUCUGUACAACCCAAGGCCACAACAUGAUUAUCACUAAUAAUCACGCCAAAAUGAUAAUUAAACGAAAAAAAUCACCAAAAAGAAGGGGUAUAUCUUCGGCAGAAAUUCACGCAGAAUUUCCAACAACGACACAUUCACCGGCAUUACUGGCAAGAUUGCCAAAUACGGAGACUGCACAAAUCACAAAUUGCAUAGAUACACCUGGAGUUUGUGGCAGUGAAGCUGCAUGUCGGAAACUCGACGAUAACACAUCAAAAUGUGUUUGCCCUCAUGAUUUAUCUCAACCUACACCGGACAUGAAAUGUCCGAAUCGUCUUCUCGUGCCUUUAACGCCUAAACCAAUACACAAUAUAAUUCCACCAAGUGGUAACGUAACGGAAACUACAACUGUUCUUCCUGAACCUGAACAGGUGGAACAAGCGAGACAAAAAGUACCUGAAAUAGUUGGAAUAGCCAUUGGCUGUUUUCUAGUACUAGCGAUAGUAUUGAGCAUAAUAUAUUGUUACAAACGAAGAAACUAUAAUGCGAAGUCCAAGCGAAACUCACUCGAUAAUACACCUAGAAAUCUUAAGAAAAGUCUACUAUUGGAUAGCAAAUGCACUCGAAAUCCUCAAUAUUUCGCGUGCUCCUCACCGGAAGUGCCUCUUUUGCAACGCGACUCACUUAUGUUUCUACAGGACAUUGGUGAGGGUUGCUUUGGAAAAGUCUUUAAAGGAGAAUUGAAAUAUGGCGAGUCAGUGGAAAUUGUGGCAGUUAAAGUUUUAAAAGAAUCAGCAUCCCGUGAAGUUGAGGAUGAUUUUAUGAGAGAAGUAGACAUAAUGUCAACUUUUUGCCAUCAAAAUAUUUUACUACUUAAAGGAGUUGUUUUAAGGGAAAUUGGACACAGUCCAUGGAUGGUGUUUGAAUAUAUGCCAUAUGGCGAUUUAACCGAAGUUUUAAGAAACAAUUCCCCAUAUAAUUUUCGUUCUUCGAGAUCAGAACUUCAACCAUUGACGAGGGAAUCUCUUCAUUGGAUAGUUACUCAAAUAGUUGAAGGAAUGACUUAUUUAUCAACACAAAGAUUCGUUCAUCGAGACUUGGCAUGUCGAAAUUGCCUCGUGGGAUAUGAUUUAAUUGUGAAAAUUGCUGAUUUCGGAAUGUCAAGGGACGUUUACACCUGUGAUUACUACAAGAUGGGAGGAUCACGUUUACUUCCGGUACGUUGGAUGUCGCCGGAAAGUGUAAUGUACGGUCGUUUCACUUUGGAAAGUGACAUAUGGAGUUUUGGAGUUGUCCUUUGGGAAGUGUAUUCCUAUGGGAAACAACCAUAUUACGGACACAAUAACGAACAGGUGGUGAAACUAAUAACACAAGGAAUAAUGCUACUAACACCGUCAGAUUGUCCAUCGUACAUUUGUCAAUUAAUGAAGGACUGUUGGAAAGCGGAACCUCGAGAUCGACUUCGAUUUCCUGAUAUUUUGGAGCAUUUACGAAAAGCGGAAGAAGCAUCGGCUCAAAUGGAAACUUUACCGCGACCUCCACAAGGACCAGUAACCAUACGAACACCGGAUGUUCUCGAUCCGGAUGGUUAUCUAUUACCGGCACCAGCAAAACCUUGUGAAUAUUGGCAACCUCUACCACCAAUUGCCGACGAUCAAAUUAUAACCUGUACAUAAAUUUUCAAUUAAUUGAUCGAAUGCAAAUACUUGUAAAAAACACACACACAGACACAAAUACAUCGAAAGAAAGAUAUUCUCAAAUUUAUCGCAAUUAUUAUGAUGAAAAUCAUCAUCAUUUCACAAGACUGUGCCUUAUUAAUACUCAAAAUGAAAUUAAAAAAUGUAGAUGACAAUUUAUUGAAUUAAACAAAAAUUGAAAACUAAAUGAAAAUAAUUAGAAAAUCAUUAAUUAGUUUAUAUAAUUUAAAAAUAUGUAUCCGUAUUGUUAAACAAGAUAUAUGACGAGAAAAAUAUUUUUGUUUCCACAAAAAACAAUUGUAUUUUUAAAAUAACGCGCUAUAUAUUUUUUUUACCGACAUUUCUUUAUUUAUGGAAAAUUUUGUAUAAUAAUAAAAAGAAACUGUUUUAUAGUAUUUUAAUCUCGUUAUGGUAGAGUAGUAUCAAACUUUGCCUUGCGUGGAAGACCCUGAGGUCAAUCAUGAAAGGGGUCAAAUAAUUUUGUAACUUUCUAUACUAAUUACAACUAACUUCUUGAAUUAAUCUAAGAUUCUUUCAUUCGAUUGGUUUUAUAUUUCUUCUCAAAAAAAGAAAAGAAAACAAUCACCAAAGGAGAUUUCGUUCUAAUGAUCUUCUCAAGAAAAUUGUAAAUAAUUAUAAUCAAAUAAAAAUUUCAAUCUUCGAAAAGUGUC
Messenger RNA from Leptopilina boulardi, 3725 nucleotides. Its product is annotated as muscle, skeletal receptor tyrosine protein kinase-like. Gene Ontology annotation, biological process: cell surface receptor protein tyrosine kinase signaling pathway; multicellular organism development; cellular response to nerve growth factor stimulus. NCBI's taxonomy places the organism in Eukaryota, Metazoa, Arthropoda, Insecta, Hymenoptera, Figitidae. Bases 1402 to 3033 code for a protein of 543 amino acids. The record is from RefSeq and is a predicted model, not a curated record. Gene Ontology annotation, molecular function: transmembrane receptor protein tyrosine kinase activity; ATP binding; neurotrophin binding. The transcript is spliced from 9 exons. Gene Ontology annotation, cellular component: axon; signaling receptor complex.